Messenger RNA from Ooceraea biroi (clonal raider ant), 3968 nucleotides. It is a transcript of the gene dlt, whose product is annotated as codanin-1 like protein dlt. Gene Ontology annotation, biological process: chromatin organization. Lineage: Eukaryota; Metazoa; Arthropoda; Insecta; Hymenoptera; Formicidae. The record is from RefSeq and is a predicted model, not a curated record. Gene Ontology annotation, cellular component: nucleus.
UUGUUAUUCGACGAUGCUCGAUGGGUUUCUUCCCAUCUCGAUAAUCUAACCUUUAAACUGUAGACGAAAAGGGCUAAAUAUCUUAUAGGAAGAAUGAUCAAACGUUUGUUUAAAAGAAACAAGACAAUUAGCUGACAAACAGAUCACUGUGCACAAUGGGAGAGGUGAACGUUUGCUUUCAAAUCGACACCGAUAACCGCGAGAACUUUACAUCCAUCGCUGCGUUCCAAACGUUCAGAAAGCAGAGGGAUGCCUUCUACGAUAUAUUGAGAAUCUGGCAGGAGAAUCACUUGGUAUCAGGAUGGGUGUUUCAGAUUGCGUUGGGUGGCAAGAUACGCAGUAUGCUGACGAUGCACAAUGACUCUACUAAUUAUUAUCACAUUGCCAGGCUAUUUAAGUCCCAACUGCUGAUAUCGUGCAUAAAAAAUGGGCAUCAGGACGACACGGUGGAUGAUGACAGCUUGAAUUUUCUCAAAGCCUUGAAGCAUGUUAAUCCUGAAAAAUUGACGCAGCUCAGUAAGAGAUUCGUAACUCCUUUGCCGUCACAAAGUCAGGCUAUCGGCCCUUUAUUUUCUGGCACGCAGGAAUUCUUUAAGGAUUUCAUAUUACACGCGUUUAACCCAAUAUUCUAUGUACAUCUGGAGAACUGCUUCGUGCACGAGAUAAUGGAGCUAAACGGCAGCCAGUUUGCUAACAGUGAAAUAGAAGAUUCAGAGACAAUGGUUGACGAACAAACGCAGCGGAAUUUUACUACUUGUUUGGCCAGCUUGAGGCUCCUUGCAAAGAUAUUAGGACUUUUAGUGUCACUGCCGUACAGACCUGAAUCGAACAUGACUAAGGAGAUCAUGGCGACACAGGUAGAGAUAAGAAGCAAGGUUGUGCCGUCAUUAAACUUACAAGAGUGCCUACAGAGCGCCAUAGUUGAAAGCAAACUCUCGUUGACAAUACCUUGGGUAGUGAAAUAUCUAGCUAUGAUGGAUACAGUCUCGCUGCGGCUACCGUGUUACAAGCAGACCUUAGAACUGUUAUAUUACAUUUACCGCGCUGUUAAUCAGACUGACCUUUCCGCUCCUGAUUGUCUCAUCUCUCAGCAAGCGGCAGUGCUGCUCAAAUCAUGUCUCUGCUGGCUGUUUGAAUUGCCGAAUUUUCCCAAGGAUUUCUGCGCCACUUGGCAGAAGACCUGCAAGAUCAAGGAGCUGAAGAAUUUGAAGCAGAUGGAGAAGCUGUCCGAUAGGCGGAGAAAAGCUUCUCCGUCCUCGCACUCCGCCGACUGUGCGGUUCCCGUCAAGUGUAAUCUUGACAAGUUGGACAUAAUCACCGACCAGACGAUGCGUAUGUGCUGUCCGCGGACGGAAUCGACGUUCUGCGCGUUCCAGGGAAACGGCACGAGCUUGAGCAGCAACUCCAAGCACAUCACACCCGUUACUAGCCAACUGCGUAAAGGGGGCACUACUCACCGCGCGAAACACUUGGAAUUACAACUGGAGGAAGCGUUCUUCCACGGUCAACCGGCUUCCACACGAAAGACCGUCGACUUCGUCUCCGAAAGAGUCGCUUCGACGUGCGUGAAGCAUAUAUGCAACACUUUGUUAGCUUCCUCGCGAGAAGCGAACUUGAACUCCUUCAGAAAGAUCCUGAAACACAAGUACGACAAGAAGGAUCCCGAAGAGCGGAAUGAAUCGUUGACGGAGCACAUUAAGGAGUUUAAGGCUUUGCUGGUCAACGACAUGAACACGCUGGCCAACAACGUGUCACGGAACCUGAAGGAUCAGUGCGAGAAGACGAUCCCGGCGAUCUGCGAGACGCGAGUUGCGACGGCGAUAGAGGCUCUGUUAGCGGAGGAUUCGUUGACGCCGGUGAAGGAGAUGUGCGUAAAGAUCGCGAUCAGGAUGACGACGGAGCGUAUAAAUCAGUGGAUUCAGUCGCACAUCGUCGGCGGCUCUCUCUUCAUAAAGGACAUGGAGCUUGAAAUUAACAGGUUCUUCCGGAACAACAGUCCCGUGCACUCCAAGCAGGAGAGACGUUACAAUGCGGAUCAUGCUAGUCCUUCUACCGUGAUGAGCUUAGUUAGGAAAUUUCUGUGGGACUUACUUGAAAACCAUGGCGAGGAUUUAAGUGUAGAAUCCAUAAUGUCCACUCUGGACAGGCUGCAUCUAUUGUUCAAUCAAAACAACAGUGAUCUACUACCAGGACCGCGGAGAGUUUUGUAUCAGCUUGGUGUGGACUUUAUGCUAGCUUUAGUUGCAUACAGGCCGGAUUUAUUCACGCGAGAAGUCGAGGAUAAGUUCGUCAAGAUAUGGUCGUUGAGUUGUUUGAAAGACGACGAGGCCGAAUCGCCCAUGCACAGACUUCUCAGUCCCAGAAACGUCAUACUGCUUGCGGGAUCCCGUAACUCCGCGUCGUGGUCGACCCUUGGCAAGCUUCUCAAGAGAUUGUUGCAGACGAAGCUGCUGGAUGCGGAUGAUCUGAGCGAUCAGUGCGUUCGCACCUUCUUCAGACAAGCGUGGCCUGUGGACGUGAUGCAGUUUUUGUCAAAGUGCCUGAACGAGGCCAUGGAUGGUUUCCAUGCCACCGACGAAGUGACGGAGAAGGUCAAGUAUCUUCUUGGCUGGAUAGCGGAAACGUGUCACGAUAUUGAAUCUUAUGACGAUUACGGUCUGUAGAUUGACGAAGAGCGAAGGAUACUUUAUGGUAUUAUUAUUCCUUAACCGGGAAACAAUCGAAUCUGUUGAGACAAUUACUUGUAAAUAUGACUCUAUUUUACCUAGCGCGAAACGCGUAAUGCGAAUCGCGAUAGUGUAUAAUAUAAAUACUUGUACAUUAUGUAAAUUCGUCGUUUAGAAUUUUGACGCCGAUGGAUACGGAGCAGUCGUGUUCUCGUUCUUGCACGUGUACGCGACUCGCUAGUGUGCGUAUCGAUGAAAUGUUUUAUGAGCAAGAAAUUAAUUUUGUUCCUUUACAUGCUCGCGCGACGAUCAUUAAUGAAAUUUUAGACUUUGUAUUUUGCGACAUCCGCGACUGUCGAUUGCAUGCGUUAUACGCGCGCUGGAGGAUGAUCUGUCCAAGCCGGCGCGGGCCACGACUCCCGUCAGCGUCUCGGCGUCAGGCUCUCCUCGCAGCGCGUCGAGUUUCCAGCUGCCCUUUGUUCCUCUCGCAAAUUGGGUUAUCCACUUCAUUCCAUCCCUGCGACUACGAAUGCCCGACUAUUACCACGUCCCGCACAAUGUGAAAUCUGAUUAGCGCGCCUCCAGCACGACAGCGCAGUCGUGUAAUGAGAUACUCGUCACCGUAGUCACGUGCCACACAGACAAGUCGACGGAGCUCGACGACAAGCUGGUUUCGUUUCCAACUUUACAUUCUUCGUCUCUGCAUUUAAACUGUAUUUCAAGGGGAUGAAAUAUUGAUAGACGAUUCAUGUAAGUCAGAUGAAAUAGUUCGGCGUUUGUCGACCAACUUGUUAACAAAAAGUGGUUGUCGACAAACUGGUUCGUCGUCCGGCUAACUCAUUAACAACCAAGUUGCGUCCAUCAUCGUAACGAGUCAUUUCACCCCUUUGGGCUAACUACAGAUUCGACAACAUGCACCGUAACGUGUAACUAGCGCGCGUUUGCUAAUUGACUUUCUUGUUUCGCAUAAUGUAUUAUAUCGUUUUGACAAAUCGUACACCUCUGCAUAAUCGCUUGGCGUAUCCACAGCUCUGCGAGUAUCCACUGCUUGGCGUAUCCAUCCAUCGCCUUGAGGGCUUCUCCGUCUCGCUGGAGUAAUGUAACAUGCACCGUUUUCACUGCCACAUGCACACCAUGACGUCCGGUUUCAGAGUCGACUGUAAAUCUUAAGCACCAGCUCUAAGCACAUUUAAUUUGUUAAUGAGAUUUUGCGAAAUUGGUAUCGACAAAAUGAGUUAUUAUUGCUAUUAUCGUCGCUUUGAUAUUGAACAUAAGAAAAAUAAAUCAUUUUAUGAAAACUAA